AUGGUUUUGUGUAAAGUUGCGGCGGUCUUUAUGAACGCCAUAAUAUUGCUUCGAAUUACUGUUCCGCGCCCGCACCCCGGUCCGGACGAUGCUCAGGUCCCGACGACGCCUAGGUUCCGAUGCCCAGGUCCCGACGACGCCCAGGUCCCGACGCUCAGGUUCGUCGACGCCCAGGUUCCGACGCUCAGGUCCGACGACGCCCAGGUCCCGACGCUCAUGUCCGACGCCCAGGUCCGACGACGCUCAGGUUCCGACGACGCUCAGGUUCCGACGACGCUCAGGUCCCGACGACGCCCAGGUCCCGACGACGCCAGGUUCGACGACGCUCCGACGACGCCCAGGUUCGACGCCCAGGUUCCGACGACGCCCAGGUUCCGACGACGCUCAGGUUCCGAUGCUCAGGUUCCGACGACGCCCAGGUCCCGACGCAGGUUCCGACGCUCAGGUCCCGACGACGCUCAGGUUCCGACGACGCCCUGGUCCGACGACGCCCAGGUCCCGACCGAGGUCCCGACGUCAGGUUCCGACGACGCUCAGGUCCCGACGACGCCCAGGUCCGACGCCAGGUCCGACGCCCGACGAUCAGGUCCCGACGACGCCCAGGUUUCAGGUCCCGACGCUCAGGUUCGAGCUCUCCGACGAUCCGACGUCAGAACGACGACGACGCUUCCGACGCUCAAGUUCCGACGCUCAGGUUCCGACGCCCUGUUCCCGACGACGCCCAGGUCCCGACGCCGUACCGACGACGCCAGGACGCCCUGGUCCGACGACGCCCAGGUCCCGACGCUCAGUUCCCGACGACGCCCCCGACGCCUGGUCCCGACGACGCCAGGUCCCUCUGGUCCCGACGACGCCCAGGUCCCGACGCUCAGUUCCCGACGCCCUGGUCCCGACGACGCCCUGGUCCCGACGACCCCAGGUCCCGACGCCCUGGUCCGACCUCAGGUCCCAACGACGCCCAGGACCCGACGCCCAAGUCCCGACGACGCCCAGGUUCCGACGUCCAGGUCCCGACGACGCCCACGUCCCGACGCCCUGGUUCCAACUCUCAGGUCCCAACGACGCCCAGGGCCCGACAUCGCCCGAACAAGCGAGGGCAAUGCGGCCCGUCGGUCCGGUUCGGCGUCAGGAGAUAAAUCCGAGGGAAGGGAAAUGAGUCCUGAGUAA
Penaeus vannamei (Pacific white shrimp) is the source of this 1167-nucleotide messenger RNA. NCBI's taxonomy places the organism in Eukaryota, Metazoa, Arthropoda, Malacostraca, Decapoda, Penaeidae. The record is from RefSeq and is a predicted model, not a curated record.